Molecule: messenger RNA, 1859 nt
Organism: Astrephomene gubernaculifera
Lineage: Eukaryota; Viridiplantae; Chlorophyta; Chlorophyceae; Chlamydomonadales; Astrephomenaceae
Source: the annotation of a GenBank genome assembly
AUUGUAAGAAUUGCAGUUUCAAUUCGCAUUCUGGCAGGGGCGCCAGGAUGCUGGCGCUGAGGGCAGACCGCCAGCCCCAGCGGCGCACAGGAGUCUCCGGGAGGAUCGUGCGCAGGGCAUCGGAGAAUGCGACCAAGGUUCCAGUCAGCAAGAAGUGCAAGCUCGAUAUCAAGCGCAAGCACCUCAAGGCGGCAAUCCCAGGCUGCCUUUCGGUCAAUUCAUACGCAGUAAACCUGCAGUUACAGAUCGAUGGAGAGAAGCUACCGGACCUCUACAAGUGCACCAUCAAGAAGCACGUCAACAACAAGACGUCAUGUGUCUCAUACCGCCUACAGGGCACUGGCAUAUACAACUACCUUCGCGGCCUAUACAUGCGCGGCUUCUGUUGCGGCGAUGACCCAGGGGUCGUCGUGCUCGUGGCGUCCAGCGAGGCCGCUCCAGACCUGUCGUACAGCGGCCAGUCCGACGGCGAGGACGCAGAUGAGCAGGGUGAGGCGCGCGCCGUGGCCAGGGAGGAUACGGAUUCGGAAGCCGAGAAGCGGCCGCAGCGGCAACGGCGGCAACAGCGGCCACGCCAGCAGCGAAAGCGGCGGCGAGACGAGUCAGAGGACGAGCAGGAUGAGGACAUAGGACAGCUCGGGACUGUACCUGCGCUGGAGGGACUGUCAGGCCAGCAGGCCCCAGCAUACAUGGGCUACCUCCUACCUGCGCAGGUGGAGGCUUUUGCUGACCCGCAUGAGCCGCACCCAUUCCACCAGCCGCACCUUUUCCUCCAACAGCAGUUCAACCACCACCACCACCAGCAGCAGCACUUCCACCACCACCUUCUCCAACAGGAGCAGUUCCCGCAGCAGCAAUUUCAACAGGAGCCGCUUCAACCCCUCCAGCAGUACCACCAUGAGCGCCUCCGCUCUCAUCCACUCCACUCCGCACAUCAAAGCCCCAACGGCGGCGACCCUGCCCACAUGGGCCUCCACUCGGACGCGCUGCCCGGUGGCUGCGGCGACGACAGCAGCGCAGCACUCGUCUGCCAUGAGGGCAUCGACGAUGACGGCGUUAGCGCCCUAGACGUGGCUGGAGUGGCGGAAGACGUGGCGGCAGCAGUGGCAGAGGUAGAGCGGCGAGCAGCACGGGAGUGCUCAAUAUCCGGGACUAGCAUCGGGCUGCCAGCCGAACCCAAAUGGCUCGACCACUUGGCCAUUGGUGUGGGACUGGAUGGGGUCGGAGGCCUUGCGGACGGAAGCAGCCUCCUCAGCGGCGGUGGUGCCGGGGGAACUGGGCUGCUAGAGCUCGGGUCAGAUGGCGGGAUCACGGGGCCGGAGAUAAACGUAAGUGAUGGUGGCGGCGUCGGCGGAGGGGAAAGCAGCAUUGGCGGUGGCAAUGGCCAGCAGCACGGUGCGGCUGGGUUGCCAGGCGGAUGCCCCCGGCUGCAGUCUCCGCUCAACUUGUCGCCCUUUUCGCCCCGUUUGCUGCAAGAGCUGACCGGGCGACCACACUUGCCGCGCGGCCUUGGGCAGCAGCAGCCGGCCCACACCUGGGGCCAACUGCCGCCGCUGGACUUUGACACCAACUACGCUAGCAACUUGUGGCCCCGACAACAGCUGGCUUGGCCGGAUUCGCUGGGCAUUGGGAUGCUCUAGAUCCCUGCCACGCCGUUGCAUGAAGCAUCGCGGGGUGCGAGCACCCUCUACCCCUCCUACCUCGUUAGAACUGCAUUCGGUUUCAUUACCGUACCUGGAGAGAGUGUGUUAAUGACAGUUGCGCCGGGAUUUCCUGUGACGCGGUUUCGCCUUUGAUUGUGCAGUCUUUCUGUUUGCCUCCCUCUGGGCUGUUUGGAGCUGUAUGUGUGGUUACGCAGU